Molecule: messenger RNA, 2786 nt
Organism: Rhinichthys klamathensis goyatoka
Lineage: Eukaryota; Metazoa; Chordata; Actinopteri; Cypriniformes; Leuciscidae
Gene: bhlhe40
Product: basic helix-loop-helix family, member e40
Exons: 5
Coding region: 263-1465 (400 amino acids)
Biological process (GO): regulation of neurogenesis; regulation of transcription by RNA polymerase II; circadian regulation of gene expression
Cellular component (GO): nucleus
Molecular function (GO): DNA-binding transcription factor activity, RNA polymerase II-specific; RNA polymerase II cis-regulatory region sequence-specific DNA binding; protein dimerization activity
Source: RefSeq, a predicted model, not a curated record
UUUAACACGUACUUCAAACCCACCCACAUACACUCAUUUAACCAGCAGCGGAGCCGACAAACGCCUCCUGCAUCUACACCUCACAACAACAGCAGUUUUGCGUCCUACUUUUGAGGGACCAUAUCUGGAACGAAAACUAUUCGAAGGAAAUACUUGUGGACUUUGACGAGAGAGUAAAGGAUCUAGUUUUUGUUUUGCUAUAUACACAUAUAUUUUAAAUCAACCCUAUUCUUACACCACUAAGACAUAUUGAUAGGGUGAAAUGGAGAGGAUUACCAGUGCUCAGCCUCCACCAUGUAUGGCCAAACACAGUAUGGAUAUCUCUGACAUGGAAAGAAUGGACUAUCCGAUGUAUAUGUGUAAACCCCGGCGGGGAAUGAAGCGCAGUGAGGACAGUAAGGAUACGUACAAAUUGCCUCAUCGGUUGAUCGAGAAGAAAAGGAGGGACCGAAUAAACGAAUGCAUCGCGCAGUUGAAGGAUUUGCUGCCCGAACACCUUAAACUCACUACUCUGGGACACUUGGAGAAGGCGGUUGUGUUGGAGCUCACGCUCAAGCAUGUGAAAGCUCUUAACAACCUGCUGGAGCAGCAGCAACAGAAGAUAAUUUCCUUGCAGAACGGAAUGCAAAUCGGUGAACAGGGCAAUGGGCACUUAGAAACCAGUGAGGAGAUGUUCCGUUCCGGGUUCCACUUGUGCGCCAAGGAGGUUCUUCAGUUCCUGGCCAACCAGGAGACCAUGCGCGACCUGACACCUGCUCACAUAAUCGACCACCUUCAAAAAGUGGCGUCUGAGUUCAUUCAGAGCCCGCCGAGCCCUCGUCUGGACGAGCCCGCUCCCAAACCCCAAGAAAGCAGGGAGAAACCGGCAGGCCUGCAGCCCAAAGCAGCAGAGGGCCACGCUAAAAACUGCGUUCCCGUCAUUCAAAGGACUUAUCCCCACUGCAGCGAGCAGAGCGGGAGUGAUACGGAUACCGACAGUGGCUACGGAGGCGAGCUCGAGAAGCGUGACCCGAAGGCCCAGCUGUCGGCCUACUAUGGCAAAGACACUGGGGAUCUCAAGUAUGGCGGCAGCAUUAAAGAGGAGAUGGAUGAGCCACAGGCCAAGCGGCAGAGGUCCGACUCUUCGGAAGACGAGUCUCUGUCAGGGCAUGAAAUAGUGGGCGGCCACAGCCCCUACAUGAGCUUUUCUCCACACCAACCCCUGUGCAUGCCCUUCUACCUCUUCCCAUCUGGUGCAGCAUACCUGCCCAUGCUGGAGAAGUGUUGGUACCCGGGUGCCAUGCCUGUGUUGUACCCAGGCCUCAGCGGGUCCCCAGCGGGCAUGUCUCCAGAAAAACUCCCUUCAUCCUUGGCCAUGUCCUCAAGAGUGAGCUCCCCCGCCAGCCCUCCGACCUCCAUGGACUCUCCUGCACUCCUGCAGGCCCUGAAACAAGUUCCCCCGUUAAACCUGGAAACCAAAGACUGAGGACUCGCUCUGGGGUCCGCCAACAGCCCGCUCUCUGAAUGUUUUGGUCUCGAGAGUGGACUUCCCUGCUGAAUAAGCUCCCGAAGAGGGUUCUGUUGAAGAGGGCGCAACGACAAAAGUUCAAAGCGCCCUCAAACACGGCAAACAGCUGUUCUGAUUCCUCUCAGAAGUACGACGGCCUCCCUCCAACCGCAGAGACACACACACACAUACACACUCGCACACUCUUAUCAGCUCCCUCAACAGCCAGCAGACACACACCCAGACAUGGAACGGUCCACGUGGAGGCAGACGGGUAAAGGAGGUCCCGUGCAAAGCACUGUGAGACACUGUGAAGAAGGUCAAAGCAAGGACAGUGAGCACUGUCCUUCCAGAAAUAGGACCUGGGGCGGGCGAACGGCUGCACUCUGCACUUAUGCCGAAUGUUUAAGUCGAAAACAAUAACCCAGAAUGUGACGUGCAGACGGUCCCCCAACCAUAAAGACUUUGCCCUUUGCACAAGCACCUUUUCAUUUGUUGAAUGUAAACAAAAAGUCAUUUUUUUAAUAAAACAUCACCCCUGUAGAUGCUGCUUUUUUUGGACAUUUCUCUGUGCCGUGGACGCUUGAUCAGGAAGCUCCACUCUCUUCUGCUUCUGUGACUGCUUUAACCGACAAGAACCGUCCUUUUAGACUAGAAUGCUACCAAAUAAAUGUCUUUGCUUUGGCUGAGAGGAGCACAGGCGCGUGCACGCUUCCCAUCUUCUUGCAUAAACGAGGACGCCAUCGACUCCCGAGACGUGACGCUCGUGUAAAUACGGGAGUGAUGUAACCAUGGCUCCGCUGUAGCUUUUGAGUUUGUCAUCCAUUCGUGCACGUAGGUGAAGUUGUUGUGAGGUUCUGCGUCCUGUAAUUAUUUUGUUUAUACUACUUGUACAUCUGUAUUUUUGAUACGUGACCCACACAUUUAUGUUUUAGACAGCCGAGUGCUGUAUGCCAUGAGAUUGUGUACAUAGCUUGUUGGACCUAGACUCGAUCUGCAUCAUGUUCUGUGUUCAUUUCUGGUCAAAUUAGGACAGAUCUUUAUUCAUGCUGUUGCCUUUACCUGUUUAAAGCAGUAAACAUGAUGGCGGAUAUCUACAUUUUUAAUCCUGGAUUCAACAUAGAAGCAAAAGGAAGUGAAUGUAAUGUUUAAAACAAUAUAUUAGUUUUGUAUAGGAAGAGGUACUUACUUUUUAUUUUGGGACCUAAGAAAAGGUUGUUUGAUGUAUAUAUUUUGUCUAAAGUAUUGUUGACAUACAGUAAAGAAAAAGUAUUAAUAAAGGUUUUUUUUCCUGUGGAAA